This is a messenger RNA of Gasterosteus aculeatus aculeatus (three-spined stickleback), 3788 nucleotides long. It is a transcript of the gene kcnk3a, whose product is annotated as potassium channel, subfamily K, member 3a. Gene Ontology annotation, biological process: potassium ion transmembrane transport; stabilization of membrane potential. Gene Ontology annotation, molecular function: outward rectifier potassium channel activity; potassium ion leak channel activity; open rectifier potassium channel activity. Lineage: Eukaryota; Metazoa; Chordata; Actinopteri; Perciformes; Gasterosteidae. Gene Ontology annotation, cellular component: plasma membrane. The record is from RefSeq and is a predicted model, not a curated record.
UAAAGUAAUCAGAGGGGCUCGUGAGCUCCGUCAGAGGAGCGUCCAGCCAUGAGCCCGCCGAGCUCCCCGUCCUCCAGACCCGCGCCGACAGCCCGCCCGUCGCCCUGACGCGCACCGCGGCACCGCCAUGAAGAGGCAAAACGUGAGGACCCUCGCCCUCAUCGUCUGCACCUUCACCUACCUGAUCGUCGGCGCCGCGAUCUUCGACGCGCUGGAAUCCCGCAAGGAGACGAGCGAGAGGGGAGACCUGGACCUGCGCAAGGAGAAGCUGCUCAAGACCUUCAACCUGUCCACGGAGGACUUCGACAACCUGGAGGAGGUGGUGCUGGAGCUGAAGCCGCACAAAGCCGGCGUGCAGUGGAAGUUCGCCGGCUCCUUUUACUUCGCCAUCACCGUGAUCACCACAAUAGGAUACGGCCAUGCAGCCCCCAGCACAGAUGGCGGGAAGGUGUUCUGCAUGCUCUAUGCCCUCCUGGGCAUCCCUCUCACCUUGGUCAUGUUCCAAAGCGUCGGUGAGAGGAUCAACACCUUCGUCAGGUACCUGCUCCACCGCCUGAAGAAGUGCCUCGGCAUGAGGCGCACCGAGGUCUCCAUGGUCAACAUGGUGAUCAUCGGCUUCAUAUCCUGCAUGAGCACGCUGUGCGUCGGGGCACUGGCCUUCUCGCACUUUGAGGGAUGGAGCUUCUUUCACGCUUACUACUACUGCUUCAUCACGCUCACCACCAUCGGCUUCGGGGACUACGUGGCGCUGCAGAGCGAGCAAGCUCUGCAGAACAAGCCGGAGUACGUGGCCUUCAGCUUCAUCUACAUCCUGACGGGCCUGGCUGUGAUCGGGGCCUUCCUCAACUUGGCCGUGCUGCGGUUCAUGACCAUGAACGCCGAGGACGAGAAGCGCGACGCCGAGCAGAGGGCUCUCCUCGGUCACAACGGCCAGGCGGGGGGACACGUCCGCUGUUCCGCGGACCAGGCCUCCUGCUCCUCCGCGGCGUCCGGCUGCGGCGGAGGAGGGAGCGCGGUCGGAGGCAGCGGGGGAGGGGCGGCUAGCCGAGGUCUGCGUAACGUUUACGCCGAAGUGCUCCACUUCCAGUCCAUGUGCUCCUGCCUUUGGUACAAGAGCAGGGAGAAGCUGCAGUACUCCAUACCCAUGAUCAUCCCGCGCGACUUCUCCAGCUCCGACACCUACAUGGAGCAGGGGGAGGCGUUUUCAAACCCGCUGCACUCCAACGGCUGCGUGUGCAGCAUGCAACGCAACUCGGGCAUCAGCUCGGUUUCCACCGGUCUGCACAGCAUGAACUACAGAAGACUCAAUAAACGCAGGAGCUCCAUCUAAACCUGGAGGAUUUCAUGCUUUAGCGUCCAGCCCCCACUGAGGUGCCACUUCUACCGCGGUGAUGAGUUAGCUGAGGACAUCAGGGGGAACUUCGGUCCCCCCGAAGCGAUGUUUUCUUCUUUCUGGCCCGUGGAGAGCCCGGUGCUGCAUCCUGCAGCCGCCCGUGCAUUUAACCUCCAGCACAGACCAUUUAGGACGGACAUCGCUACGGAUGUUACGGAGAAAUGAUGCUAACGGUUGAUGGACAAGCAUUCGUUACACAAGCUCUGGAGCCAGGCGAACAAAGUUUUCCUGCAGCUCAGAAUUCUAAUAUUAACCAUCAUAUGAUUGAAUUCAGUAUUUUCUUUGUUCAUGAGAUAUGUGAUAUAUGGGAAAGGGGACAAAUAACACUGUGAGACAUGUUUCAAAGAGGCGUCGUGCAUUAUGGCCUGAAAUGAAGAACUAUUGUAAUGAUCCAUCCAUCAAAGUAGUCUUUGGUUGUAAGUAUUAUACUCACUGCAGUGAAAAUGAAAAAUGUAUAUGUUUGGACACUUAGUUCUGUAGGUGGUAUCAAGGCAAAGCUUAUUUUUUCAGUGAAAGAUAGAAAAAACAUCCUCAGUGUCUUCUCCUCCGUGUCUGUAGGUUCACGCCCAACUUUUAUUUUCCGUCCAUGAGAAAACUGUUCUUGACAACAUUCAAAUGCUGGUUUUGAAGGAGAGGGAGAGGCCACGUUCGGCUUGCACGUCUUGCUGAAGGAUUGGACACUUGUAGCUGCUGUGGGAAUCAAACCUGGGACAAUGUCUCUUACCACUUUGUCCUCCCCGCAGACCCAUUCACUAUGUGUACUCACUACAUAGUUUCUUCCUGCACAUAAGACUGUUUUAAUGUACAUGUCGCUCAUCACAUGUUUUAUAUAGCACAAAUAUAUUAUGAUAGCUUGACUUAGAUAAUGUAAGCUCACUUUUAGGGAGUCAUAUCUUAUUCACUGCUGCACCUUAGAAGACAGUUGCAUAUGCUUUUGGGCAUUCAGCCCACUAUUCCGUUUUUAAUGGAAUCACAUUGUGUUUUUUUGUGUGAAUGAUGCGCUGUAAUUCAGUCUUUGGGUGUGCUAUCAGUCUGCAAUGUUUGACUGGAUUCUGUGUUAUUAGGGAUUGAGAAUAAUAGCAGUUAACCUCACUGAUAAACGGCCUCCGAGUUUGCGUCUCAUGUCUUUGCUCCAGAAACUUCAUUCAUCCAAAAGAGCUCUUUAUGCAGCGUUACCUUUUGUCCUUUUUUUCUAAUUUUCUUGCAUAAUCAUUAUGCUUAUUAUCACCAUUAUCAUUACUAUUGUUACUAUUGUUAUUAUUAUUUUGUAUUUUAACUUAAUAAUGUCUCAAUAUUGUAUUCAUAUCACAUUCUUUUCAGUCACAUGUUCUUUGUCUUAUCAGCAUUGUUAUUGUUAUUCAUCCCUCAUGACCUGCAAGAGAGACUGCAGUUGGCUUUUUGUGUUAUACAUUUAUCUGUUUUUGUUCCUCUGUCAUAAUAAAAUAUGGUUUAAAUUAAAAUAACAGUAUAUUUAUUUGAUAGUCAAGUGAUCUAAUUACUAUUUUGUUGUGAGGUAUGCAUUUGUUUAAUUUUCCCCAUUGUUAUGUGAUAUCAUUUGUGUUAGUUCUCAUAUCAUGGCUUACUAAAGGGGUGUUAAUUGUUCAAUUAUUCACUUUGUUGAGAGAUUAACAGCAGUAAGUGUUGAGAGUCAAUGCCCAUUGAAAAGUAUAUCAAGUAAAAAAGUCAUUCACGAGACUCGUUCGGGGUUCUUUACCCUCUUUUAGACUUUGUUUCCCAGCAGACAGAAACAUGAAGGAAACUUUCAUACAAAGUCAAUGAAGGAUGUGAAUAGUUAUCCUGUCAGGUAGGGGCAGCAUAAAGUAUUAAGCAACAGCUGUCUGCUGUUGGCAAUAAUCUAUUAAAUAAGGAGAUUAUUUAUUCGAAACAUUAAAUACUUAACUGAAAGGGGUCGUAACGUUUUUCAAAUUCUGCUGAUAAAUGUAAAAUUAGAGGGAUUGAAAGGUCAUGAUAUGAAACCAAACCAGUGCAGCCAUAUAUAUUUGAUAGCCAUCACAUAACUAUAAUAAUCAUCACAGAAUGUCUUUCAAAUUCCCCAAAACCUUACUGAAAACAUAAUAAUGGAUAUUUUUUGUUUAUUCAAUCCGGAGUUUAUUCAGCAUGUUUUUAGAACUGUGUAACAGGAACAAACAGAGCAGGAUACAGACAUGCAUGGAUCCGUGAGUUUUGGGACACAAAUGUCAUCUGACAGGCAGCAGAAGCUCAUGCUUGGUCAACCAAGCAUUCCAAAGUAAACAGAACAUUGUUUUUCUCUUAAGUCAUGCUCAAGUUAAACAACUUUAGAGCUCCAAAAGAUACAUAUAACAAUUGUAAAGAUAGAUCUACAUAUUGCAGGUAAUUCACAUGAAAUUUAAGAUCCUUCGAGGCGACAGUAGAG